AUGCGGAUCAUGCGGCCACCGAGUCCCGGCGACAUUAUGGAGCUCACACCUGCGAGCAUACCACCUUCUUCUUCUUUUUCAGAUGAUCACGAUAAUCAGCAGCAGCAGCAGCAGCAGCAGUCAAAUACCAGCAACAGCUCGACGAUUCAGAUUAUCCUCAACAGCAACAGCCCUGGAAACAGCCAGCAGACGAUAACACUGAAUCAGCAGCAACAACCAACCGGCGCCACCAAUCCCUUUGCCUGCAACCACUGCCACUGGACGAGCGACAGUGAGGAGCGCCUGCUGGAGCACAUCUGCGCCGUCCACCUGGAAACCCGGGCAAACCGGGAGGAUCAAGAGGAGACAAGUAAUAAUACAGGGGAACAAAGAGGCAACAAGCGAAAGCUCAAAGUGGUGCGAAUCUCGUCUAGUGCAACUGGAGCCUCAAAUCGGCGAAAGCAGAGGAUGCCAUCAUCGACCACAUCAGCAGCCCAACAACCAAAGACAACUGAUGAUACCUCAUCUUCUUCAGCCAACAAUGAAACCAGCACCACCACCGCCUCCACCGCCCACUUCCACUACGUCUGUCAGUUUCUGCGCUGCUCGAAGCGCUUUGCGAAGCUCGACCAGCUGCGCCAGCACCACCGAGGCCACCUCAACCUGAAGCCGUAUCACUGCACCUGGCCCGGCUGCGCCCAGUACUUCAGCAGGCGACCGGCGGCCCUGCGUCACAUCCGAACGUCGCACUUUAAGGUCCAGCGGGAGCAGCUGCCCGAGCUGAGCGCCGAGGAGCGCGCCCAGGCGCAUCAGUUUGUCGGUGUCGUCCGCGAGCGGGUGGCUGAGGAGGAGAGCGCCUUGGACGCGGUGAGGCGGGCGANACCAAAGACAACUGAUGAUACCUCAUCUUCUUCAGCCAACAAUGAAACCACCACUACUACCACCACCGCCCACUUCCACUACGUCUGUCAGUUUCUGCGCUGCUCGAAGCGCUUUGCGAAGCUCGACCAACUGCGCCAGCACCACCGAGGCCACCUCAACCUGAAGCCGUACCACUGCACCUGGCCCGGCUGCGCCCAGUACUUCAGCAGGCGGCCGGCGGCCCUUCGUCACAUCCGAACGUCGCACUUUAAGGUCCAGCGGGAGCAGCUGCCCGAGCUGAGCGCCGAGGAGCGCGCCCAGGCGCAUCAGUUUGUCGGUGUCGUCCGCGAGCGGGUGGCUGAGGAGGAGAGCGCCUUGGACGCGGUGAGGCGGGCGAAGAAGCGCAUUCAAAUUGGCGGGGAACCGUCACGUAAAAUAACAGCAGCUGCAACAGCAGCAUUUUCAUCCUCAAAACGGCCUAAACCAAAGAGAAGAGCUAACGAUGAGGAUGANAAGAAGCGCAUUCAAAUUGGCGGGGAACCGUCACGUAAAAUAACAGCAGCAACAGCAUUUUCAUCCUCAAAACGGCCUAAACCAAAGAGAAGAGCUAAUGAAGACGAUGAGGAAAUCGAGGAGGAAGAGGAUGAGAACAGUCAGGAGGAAGAGGUAAUGGAAAUAGAAGUGGAAGAAGAGGAGCCCAUCAUCGAGGAGGAGGCAGAACAGCUGCUCCCGGUCCCGCCAAACUCUGAGCCCUUAGCCGAUGAUGAUCAACAGCCACAGCCACAGCAACAACCACAGCUAUCUCAAUCCACCUGCGGCGGCGGCGGUCUAUCACCUCAUCGCUACGUCUGCCCGUUUCCCCGCUGCGCCGAUCUACCAGCUCAUCGCUACGUCUGCCAGUUUCCCCGCUGCGACAAGGUCUACUCGCGCCUCUACGCGCUUCGCAUGCACCACCGCUCGCACACUAAGACGCAGCCGUACUACUGCAAAUUCCCGGUGGUGGUGGCUGCCAAAGACCUACCCGAAGAUGCUCAGGAAACGGCCACCACCACCACCGCCGAUCCAGCGGAGUGCGGCGAGACCUUCCGCCGACGGGCAAAUGCCGCCCGCCACGUGCUCGCCAAGCACUACGGCGUGCCCAAGGCCGCUCAGCCGGCGCUCUCCAAGGCGGAGAAGGGCCGCGCCCUGCCGUACAUUGGCGAGCGCGCCAAG
Molecule: messenger RNA, 2052 nt
Organism: Rhagoletis zephyria (snowberry fruit fly)
Lineage: Eukaryota; Metazoa; Arthropoda; Insecta; Diptera; Tephritidae
Product: zinc finger protein 84-like
Biological process (GO): regulation of transcription by RNA polymerase II
Cellular component (GO): nucleus
Source: RefSeq, a predicted model, not a curated record